Messenger RNA from Episyrphus balteatus (marmalade hoverfly), 2237 nucleotides. RefSeq lists its product as uncharacterized. The record is from RefSeq and is a predicted model, not a curated record. NCBI's taxonomy places the organism in Eukaryota, Metazoa, Arthropoda, Insecta, Diptera, Syrphidae. Bases 327 to 2075 code for a protein of 582 amino acids. The transcript is spliced from 3 exons.
GUUAUGAUAAAAAGGAAAAAGACAAGACAGAUUGCUUAAAAGCCCAAUUAUUGGUAAGGCCCAAGAUGUAUUGUGAAGAUACAAAUCUGAACGCACCAUUUGAUCCGAGGUGAAUUUCUCAAACGGCAGGUGUUCAAAAACAAUUUCGUAUUUCCAUUUUGUUUAAAAUAUGGCAGUUCGUCUUUUGCUUGGUUGGUCCUUCAUCGUUUUGUCCUUGCUUGUCAUCAAAAAUAAUUAAAACGAAAAUAUUGAUAUCUAAUAAUUCUCUAAUAUCUACAAUAAACCAAAUACUAUACAUUCAUAUAAAUAUUAAUUUUUUAUUAAAAAUGUCGUGUGUAGUGGAUAACAAUGCCUUUGAAGUGAUAAUAACACCGUCUCGUAAAAGAAAACGCGAUUCAGGACGCCUAGAAUUGCCUUCGAGUGACACACCCACAAAUACGACUCAUCACAAAGCAUCUGCAUUUUCAAAUGCUGCCUUUUCGUCAACUCCAAAGAAAGAAAUCCAAAGUAUCAUUCAGAAAUUUAACAGAUUUCCACCAAGCAAAAGACGUCCCUUGGGCAAAGAAAACGGCAGUCGUCUUGUGACAACGGAUGCUUGCUUGGAAGUAAAAUCAAUUGUUGAUUUAGUUAACCAAAAUGUAGUAGCCGAAGCUGGUAAUCCAUUUGAAGUGAUUCGAAAACCACCAAAGAAGAAAAAGAAGGCUGACUUAGAAGAAGCUUGUUUUAUAAAUACUGGAUUAAAUCUUGAUAUACCAGAAAAGCAAUUUAACCCAUUUGAGGUCAAGCGUGAGUCUCCAGCAAAAUUAGUUAGAGCAACUGAACCACAAUGCUUUGUUAAUCCCGCACUUAACAUUCGCACGCAAGAAACAACUGCAGCUAGAAAUCCUUUCGAAAUACAACGCAACAAUCCGAUUUUUGAAAAUACUUCAAAUGGAAUCGAAAAUCCGGGCUUGGACUUGGCGAAUGCACCAUUGCGGAUUGGAAUUCCAUUCAAGCCGACUACUGCUUGUCGUAUUGACUUCAAAAAUCUAACACCUUCAAAAAUGUUGGCAGAAAAACUUGUGUUUUCUCCUAUGAAUCCAAAAACGCCUAGAGUCUUGGCCGAUAUCAGUGAAGAAGAUACCACAAUGGACAUUGGAAAAGAGCUCGACCUUUAUCAAUUGGAGCUAGAAAAUAGUAUAAACGAAGCAAAACAAAGAAAAACGAUAAAAUCUGAUGGCCGGACUUUCAGUGAAAAACUAGAAGACAUUGAGGAAAACUCACAAGAAGAACAGGAAGAAUCUGAGUCCCAAGAACCUAAGACGCCAGAAGUACCUAAUGUUAAAUUAAUUAUAGAAAAUAACCAGGGUACAUUGAGACUUGAAGACGUAGACACACCGCCAAUUCAAAAGACUUCCGAUCAGGAGAUGACCACAUUGGCUGUAAACAAAACUUAUGUCAAGGAUCCGGUAUUAAAUGAAUCAUUUACCGAUGAUGAAGGUAUCGACUAUGACGAUACCGAAGAUGAUGAUGUUGCUGUGGAUUUUAAAGCUCCAGCACCGUUUGUGCGUGCUUACCGCAGACCGGAUCCAAUUCCUCCAUCACCACUGAGCAUCGAAAAUAACAUUGAUACUUUUAAGAAAGAAUCAAAGGAUGCCAUCGCCGCUGGAGCUGAAACCAAAUCAACAAUGAAAAGCAUUCGUAACAGUAUCAGGAAGCUGAUUCAUUCUAACAAAGGUUCUAGUGAAGAUAAAAUGGAGAAGAAACCGCUUACUUCCUCAGAGUGUCAUUCACCGGGUAAUCAUUUUAUGGAAACAAUAAGGCAUAGCCUACGUCGAAAACCACAAAAAGAAGCCAGUGAUACGCCAUUUACUGAACCUUCUGCUCGUGAAGUAUCAAUCAUUGAUACAAGCGAAAGAAAAAUGAAAUUCAAAUCGAAUAUAAACCAAAGAGAUUAUAUUAAAAUGGAAGAUCUGACAUCGGAGAGGAAGACUUCUUUGCGGAGUAGCCUGAGAAAAUCUACUCGAGAUGUUAAAAACCAAAUUAUGAAGUCAGUUUUCCAUAAAAACAUCGAAGAGUAUAAUUUUUCUAAAUGAUUUAAAAAAAGUUAUUAUCUCUUGCACCAGUAUUAUAAUAUUUUGUUUGAUUCACUUUUUUUAUUAUUAUUAAUUUAUUCAAGUAUAGUUUAUUUUUUUAAGAAAAUAUUUAACACGUUUUGUCCAUUUUUUUAUUAUCUAAUAAAAAUAUAAAAUCAUUAA